CCUGCAUUUCUAUCGUACUUUUGUCGCAGGUGAAACAUAACAUUUCAAUGACUGCAACCGAGCACUGCUAAGGUCAGCUACACGCAGCAUAUGUCUGAUUCUGCCCCUGGCAGUCGGACUUCGAUAUGGAGUCGGAACGAGAUCGACACCACCGGAGCUGGGACUGGGACGACUCACGAUGUCGUGCCCAGCUGGACGAGGUGUUUUUCCGGCAACACGACUAUAUCCAGGCGGGAAGCCCGGAGCACAAGGAAUUCUGGGCUUUCUUUGAGCGCUUCCAAAGGUUCAAGGAAAAGAGGGAAAUGAUGGGGUCACAGGGCAACAACGAUGGAAAGCAAGACAGCAAACCCAAGAAGAAGACAGGAAGUGUUGAUCUGGGGCUGCCCAAGGAAUAUGAUGCCCGCUACAGGAUCAAUGUGUCCGUGUGCACUAAGGACGUGGAGGAACGCCUCGGUGGCUCAGAACAGCGGCGGCGGCAGACCUCCUCUGGGCCAGGAAGGGAGGAGAUAGCCACCUGCCGACUGACCCUCCUCCACUUCCUGGACUUCACCCAGAGGCAGAGCUUUGGCAAGUUGGCCAAGCUGCAGCGAGAGCAGAGAAGCCUGCCCAUCUUCCAGUACAGGGAGCGCAUCGUGGAGCUGGUGAGGACGCACCCUGUGGUGGUGGUAGCAGGGGACACAGGCUGUGGGAAGUCCACCCAGGUGCCUCAGUACCUCUUGUCAUCCGGUUUCAGCAACAUUGCCUGCACGCAGCCACGCCGGAUCGCCUGCAUCUCCCUGGCGAAGAGGGUCAGCUUUGAGAGUCUCAAUCAGUAUGGAUCCAAGGUGGGAUACCAGAUCCGCUUUGAAACCACGCGCACUCCCGCAACGAAGCUGCUGUUCCUGACCGAGGGGCUGCUGCUUCGGCAGAUCCAGCAGGACGGGGCGCUGGGGCAGUACCAGGUGCUGAUCGUGGACGAGGUUCACGAGAGGCACCUGCACUGUGACUUCCUCCUGGGCGUGCUCCGCUCGCUGCUCGCCCUGCGCCCAGAACUGCGCCUCAUCCUCAUGUCAGCCACCAUCAACAUUAAGCUCUUCUCCUCCUACUUUAACAACGCGCCUGUCCUGCAGGUCCCUGGAAGGCUUUUCCCAAUACAGGUGAUCUACCAGCCGGUGCCACCAGAGGAGCAGCCCUCCCGCUCAGAGAAGUUGGACCCCCGGCCGUACCUGCGGGUGCUGCAAGGCAUCGACCAGCGCUACCCCCCCGAGGAGAGGGGCGACCUGCUGCUCUUCCUCAGCGGAGUGGCGGAGAUCUCCACCAUCCAGGAGGCCUGCCAGACCUACGCCACGCACACCCGCCGAUGGAUCGUCCUGCCCCUGCACAGCACCCUCUCCCUGGCCCAGCAGGAUAAGGUGUUUGACAUCGCACCCCCGGGGGUGAGGAAAUGUAUCAUCUCCACCAACAUCGCCGAGACCUCAGUCACCAUUGACGGUGUACGCUUCGUGGUGGACUCAGGCAAGGUGAAGGAGAUGAGCUUCGAUCCCAAGGCCAAGAUGCAGCGCCUGCAGGAGUUCUGGAUCAGCAGGGCCAGCUCAGAGCAGCGCAAGGGUCGAGCGGGGCGAACCGGACCUGGGGUCUGCUACCGCCUCUAUGCGGAGUCAGACUACGAGGCCUUUGCCCCCUAUCCAGUCCCCGAAAUCCACAGAGUGGCCUUGGACUCCCUGGUGCUUCAGAUGAAGAGUAUGGGCCUUGGAGACCCCCGAACCUUCGCCUUCAUUGACCCUCCGCCUGCUGCCAGCAUCCAGACUGCACUAACUUAUCUGAAGGACCAGGGGGCGCUAGACAGCCAAGAGGAGCUCACAUCUAUCGGGAGCCUGUUGGCACAGCUGCCUGUGGACGUGGUCAUCGGGAAGAUGCUGGUGUUGGGCGCUCUGUUCAACCUGGUGGAGCCUGUGUUGACGCUGGCGGCUGCCCUCAGCGUUCAGUCCCCCUUCCUGCGCAGCGCCCAGCACAAUCCAGACUGCUCCACCGCACGGCAGCCCCUGCACAGCAACCAGGGAGACCCCUUCACCCUGCUGAACACCUUCAACACCUGGGUGCAGGUGAAGGCGGAGAGGGGCGGCGGCUCGAGGAAGUGGUGCCGCCGGCGCGGUUUGGAGGAGCAGCGGUUGUACGAGAUGGUAAACUUGCGAAGACAGUUUAAGGAGCUGCUGAUGAGCCACGGGCUGCUGGACAGAGACGAGAGCGCACCCUGCUGGCAGGACAGGCAGCAGCGGCGGGAGAGGCACAGCGAGCGGCGCAAGCUGCACCAGCUGAAGAGGGACCACGACCUGCAGGAGGGGACCCGCCGCAAAGUGCUGAAGCUGGGGGAGGGGGAGGAGGACGCGGGCUCCUCCGGGUCGGAGGAGGAGGGGGCGGGGAGAAGGAAGAGGGAGAAAGAGGGAGCGGGCCAGGGCGUGGACAUACAGGAAGUGAAGUUCAAGCUGCGUCACAAUGUGACAGAGCUGCAGGAGGCGGCCAGCGCCAGCCAGGACCUGUCCUCGCGCCAGCAGGCCCUGCUGAAGCUGGUGCUGUGCCGGGGGCUGUACCCCCAGCUCGCCCUGCCCGACGAGCACAACGCCACACGCAAGGACUCGGAUCAGAUAUUCCAUACACGCAACAAGCAGGGAGUGGUCAUCCACCCUACCAGCGUGUUUGCCAACGACCCCGAGGUGCUGCACGUUGCGGAGCAGGACCCCAGGGAGUCAGGUGCUGACAAGGGCGAGAGCACCAAGCACCAGCUGCUGGGCUUCGUCACUCUGCUGGAGACCAACAAGCCCUACCUGUCCAACUGUGUGCGCGUCCCCGCCUUACAGGCUCUGCUGCUGGUGGGCAGCUCGGUGGACAGCAACGCCGACUGCACUCGCUUGGUGGUGGAUGGGUGGCUGGAGCUGGGCCUGAGCGACGGCGAGGCGGCCCUCCGCGCCCUCUCCUCUGCCCUGACGCUGCGUGGGGACUGGGAGCGCCUCCUGCAGGCCCAGCUCGGCAGGGGCGCUGGCGGGCUGGCAGGAUCCGGAGUCUCCCGAAAGGACCUGGAGAAGCUGUGUGAGAGCCUGGUCCGCUUCCUGCUCUACACUGAGGUCAGUUACAGCCUGCGACGCCUCACCGCUCUGCAGUCACAGAACUUGUACAUCGGCCCCCAGCAGGUGACAGGACUCCCUGACGCCCCGGCCCUGAACCCACUCUUCCCUGGCAUGGAGGCUGAACCCCACCCUAUCAAAGGAGGGCUACGGGUCACCAGCUUUUUCACCUACAACUGUCUAAGUGACUCCAAGGAUCUGUACAGUGAAUGUCUGCGUACUUUCUGGAGCUGCCCGCACUGUGACCUCUACAUGCCCCUCACACCCUUGGAGCGCAUGCAACACGAGGCCACCUGCAGGCCAGCUGGGGAACAGCAGUCUGGGGAGGAUCUAGAGAGUGAGACGGCUGCUAGCUCCAAGUCAUCAUCCUCUACCUCUGGCCUAACCCGGGUCUACCACUGUGAAAUCUGUGACAAAGACCUGACCCUGACUCCCACCGAGAUCCUGAAACACAAGAGGAGCCACCUGUGAGGUCAGGUGCACCCCUUGCGUAGUAGCAGGUACAGCUGAGGUCCGCUUUGUCACAAAUAGUCCUGGAAAGCUGCGUGACGCACCGUCAGUGCUGAGGCUGAGGUGUAAGCAGCCUGGGCAGCUGCCGUCCGCAGCUCCGGUGCAGCGUCCACACAGACCAGACCUCUGUGGGGCGAGAGAGUCGGGUUUACGGGAACUAGGAUGACAAGUACUGCUAAUGCUCCGGGAAACAUCAGUGGAUUUG
Molecule: messenger RNA, 3813 nt
Organism: Megalops cyprinoides (Indo-Pacific tarpon)
Lineage: Eukaryota; Metazoa; Chordata; Actinopteri; Elopiformes; Megalopidae
Gene: dhx34
Product: DEAH (Asp-Glu-Ala-His) box polypeptide 34
Exons: 16
Coding region: 126-3569 (1147 amino acids)
Biological process (GO): nuclear-transcribed mRNA catabolic process, nonsense-mediated decay
Cellular component (GO): intracellular anatomical structure
Molecular function (GO): RNA binding; ATP binding
Source: RefSeq, a predicted model, not a curated record